Messenger RNA from Ricinus communis (castor bean), 1570 nucleotides. RefSeq names its product metalloendoproteinase 2-MMP. Gene Ontology annotation, molecular function: zinc ion binding; metalloendopeptidase activity. Gene Ontology annotation, cellular component: extracellular matrix. NCBI's taxonomy places the organism in Eukaryota, Viridiplantae, Streptophyta, Magnoliopsida, Malpighiales, Euphorbiaceae. Gene Ontology annotation, biological process: collagen catabolic process; extracellular matrix organization; proteolysis. Bases 366 to 1460 code for a protein of 364 amino acids. The record is from RefSeq and is a predicted model, not a curated record. The transcript has a single exon.
GGCCCAUUAUUAAUACUCUCAAGGACGACGCCGUUUGGGGGUACAAACAUUCACUACAUCAUGUCGUGCGUAGUAAUAGACGAGAACCCCAAAGAACCUGGAACCCAGGAACCAUUCAAAACUCGAAAGAAGAAGAAAAUUCAACGCGCAUCAAAUACUAAAGUUUUUUUCCUGACAAAGACUGAAAGACCACAAGCAAGGCACCUACAAAUCACCCAACUCCAUCCAUUGAUUCUCUCGUUCUAGACACCGGCCUUCAUCUUCCUUAACUUUACAUCCCUUUUCCUUUCUACAAAAAGACAUUCAUUCUUUUAUCAAGAUUUUCCCAUUUCUUCAUUUUCUUGAUAUCGUUUUAGAAAAGAAAAAUGAAACUGUUACGUGUUUUUGCUAUUGCAAUUCUGGUUUUAGUUUCUUUUCCGUCGACCUCAGCUAGAUUCUUCCCGAACGUAUCAUCGAUCCCUCCUAACUUACUCCCCAACAUCACAAGCCCUACUUGGGAUUCUUUCAAGAGACUCGCUGGCUGCCGGGCCGGCGACAAGCUCGAGGGGUUAUCCAAGCUCAAGAAUUACUUCCAUUACUUCGGUUACAUUCCAAAUACUCUUUCUAACUUCACCGAUGAUUUUGACGAUGCUCUUGAAUCAGCUAUCAAAACCUACCAACAGAACUUUAAUCUCAAUGUCACCGGUGAGCUAGAUGAGCAGACUCUUGACCAGCUUGUACGGCCAAGAUGUGGCAACGCUGAUAUAAUCAAUGGUAGUACGACGAUGAAUUCUGGCAAGUGGCAAACGACAACGACGUCAUUUCACGCUGUCGGUCAUUACUCGUUCUUUCCCGGCACUCCCCGUUGGCCAGACAGCAAACGUGAUUUAACCUACGCGUUUUGGCCUAGCAAUCAAUUGACUGAGGUGGAGAAGAGCGUGUUUACACGCGCGUUCGAUCGCUGGUCUACUGUUAUACCUAUGAACUUUACAGAGACGGAAUCUUAUAAUGUUGCGGAUAUUAGGAUUGGGUUCUUCAGUGGUGAUCAUGGUGAUGGAGAGCCGUUUGAUGGGGUUUUGGGGACGUUGGCGCAUGCUUUUUCUCCACCGAGCGGACGGUUUCAUUUAGAUGGCGAGGAGAAUUGGGUGGUGUCCGGUGAUAUUAGCAGCUCAACGAUAUCGUCAGCAGUUGAUUUAGAAUCAGUUGCUGUACAUGAAAUUGGGCAUUUGUUAGGGUUAGGGCAUUCAUCUGUCGAAGAGGCCAUAAUGUAUCCUACAAUUCCUUCAAGAACUAGGAAGAUCGAAUUGGCAAAUGACGAUAUUCAGGGGAUUCAAUAUCUCUACGGUAGCAACCCGAACUUUAAUGGGUCAUCAUCAUCAACACCGUCUAUUCAGGAAAGAGAAACCAGUGGGGCCUAUCAUGCGCGUUCACUAUGGGCACUGGGCUUGAUUGCUUUUGGACUUUCAUUUUUGCUUUUGUAAAUUCUCCUUUUUUUUUCUUUUUUUUUUUUGAUGUUAUUAUUUGUGUUAAUUCUUUAGUUUGUAUAUUUAAGAGACUAGUCUAUUUUUAAAAUUGAUUUCCAUGUUAGUUA